Messenger RNA from Prorocentrum cordatum, 1335 nucleotides. Lineage: Eukaryota; Dinophyceae; Prorocentrales; Prorocentraceae. The record is from the annotation of a GenBank genome assembly.
GACACGGUCGCCGCCGCGGACCUGGCCGCGUAUCGCGCGAACCUUGAGCAGGAGGUGGCCCGCAUCGCUGAGGAGCUGGCGGCAGAACGUUCUGUGCAGGAGGCGGCCGAGUUGCGCGCCGCUGAUGAGGAACUGCGCGCCAUUGAAGCGCAGCUUGAAGCCGAUGAGGCCCGCAGCGCCGCCGCUCCCGAGGCUCUCGACCAGGAGUUGACCGAGCGUGUCCGCGCUGAGGAGGUUGAGGCCCAGCGCGCCGCCGCUGCUGAGGCCCAGCGCGCCGCCUCUGCUGAGGCGCAGCUCGCCGCCGAAGCUGAGGCGCGCCAGCGCGGAGCGCGGGCGGCCCAGCACGCAGCCGCUGCCGCAGUUGCAGCUGCUGAAGUUGAGUCGGUCCACGAGAGCGAUCAUGAUGAUGACGGCUCAGGUCCAGAGGUGGAGCUCUUCAAGGGCAUGACGAAGACGCGCAGCGAGCCUGAUGACGACAUGACCGCGGGCCAGACCCUCGAGGAUUCCGUAGUCGAGCUGGACUUCCAGCGAUUCCGUGAGCGAGCCAGUGCCCUGCAGGGCGCCUGUGACGACAUCGAUGAGACGGCGCCCGAGCUAGCCACAGUGCCCGCGGCCCCCGAGGACAUCAAGAGGGCGUUGAAGCGCCCCGCUUCGCGUCCGAGCCAGAACCGCUCGACCUAUCCAACGGCGUCGUCGGCCGCCGACGCCACCGCGAAGCCGCUGCCAGGAGUCUCCUCCAAGGCAGCAGGGGCGCCGCCGAUCUCAGGGUGGCGCGACGUCAGCGCCGCCAUGCAUCCGUCAGCCGCGGCUCACGGGACGGGCCCGCUGCCUCUGCCGCCAGCGAAGCUCGCUGAUGAGGAUGGCAGCCUGCGUGCAGGGCCAGCGGGCGCUACCCCGACGGCCCCCCCAACGUUUGGCGCCGCGGAGCCUGGCGAGGAACAUGUGCCCUCCGUCUUGGAGACGGUCAACAAGUCGAUGAAUGCCCUGGCGAAGCGCGUGGCGCAGAUGGAGGCCACCAAGGCGAAGGCCGACAUCCCAGAGACCGUGGCGCGCGCCAUGGAGAAGCUGGAGCGGGCAGUGAGGGAUGGCGUCAAGGCGAGGUCUGACAUAUACCAGCAGUUUGGCAGGUGGUUGGUGCAACAACAGAAGGACGCGGUCUUCGCUGACAACUGGGAGAAGAAAUCGUUCGAGGAGAAGAAGCUCUUUCGGAACGACUGGGCAAGCAUGAAGCUCACCGAGUUGAAGAGGCAGUGGAUCCACGUUCACGCCUACAAGAUGGUGGACGAGUCCGUGGGCGUCUACUACAGCUUCUCGAGAAUCGCAGUGGACCGCAGG